Sinocyclocheilus grahami is the source of this 1042-nucleotide messenger RNA. RefSeq names its product mitotic checkpoint protein BUB3-like. The record is from RefSeq and is a predicted model, not a curated record. Gene Ontology annotation, molecular function: protein binding. The transcript is spliced from 7 exons. NCBI's taxonomy places the organism in Eukaryota, Metazoa, Chordata, Actinopteri, Cypriniformes, Cyprinidae. Bases 5 to 922 code for a protein of 305 amino acids.
ACCAAUGAGAGCGGAGCUCUGCUGUGAACGCGUCCAAUCAGAGCAGCGCGUCGAUGAGCGGCAGCAGCACGGUGAAGAGCAGCAGAUGACCGGAGCCAAUGAGUUCAAGCUGACCCAGGGUCCGGAGGAUAGCGUCUCGGCUGUGAAGUUCAGCCCGAGCUCAGCUCAGUUCCUGCUGGUGUCGUCGUGGGACUGUACGGUCCGUCUGUUCGACGUCAGCACUAACAGCAUGAGGAUGAAGUACCAGCAUCUGGCGGCGGUGCUGGACUGUGCUUUCUAUGAUCCGACUCACGCGUGGAGCGGCGGUCUGGACAGCCAGCUGAAGACGCACGAUCUCAACACGGAUCAGGACACAAUCGUGGGGACGCACGACGCUCCCAUCCGCUGUGUGGAAUACUGUCCGGAGGUCAAUGUGAUGGUGACGGGCAGCUGGGACAUGUCUGUGAGGCUCUGGGACCCCAGAACACCCUGCAACGCCGGGACCUUCACGCAGCCCGAGAAGGUCUACACGCUGUCUGUGGCCGGAGACCGGGUGAUCGUGGGCACGGCGGGGCGGCGUGUGCUCGUCUGGGAUCUGAGGAACAUGGGAUACGUGCAGCAGAGGCGAGAGUCCAGCCUCAAAUACCAGACGCGCUGCAUACGAGCUUUCCCCAACAAACAGGGUUACGUGUUGAGCUCCAUCGAGGGCAGAGUCGCUGUGGAGUAUCUGGACCCCAGUCUGGAGGUGCAGAAGAAGAAAUACGCCUUCAAGUGCCACAGACUGAAGGAGAACGGCAUCGAGCAGGUCUUUCCGGUCAACGCCAUCUCCUUCCACAGCGUCCACAACACGUUUGCCACCGGUACACAUCCACGCUCUUCAUUACUGCUCGCUGACACGAUCACUUCAGAGCUUUCUAAUGCGCAAACAUUUAGAAGCUUUUAAUUCCGUGAGGAUUGAAAUGUAGGCUAUUAGCGGUGCUGGACGGGUGGAAAUCCUCCUAUUACCCACGGCACAAAAAUCACCAUCAAGGAACGUUCGGUUUAGGUUAUUUACAAAUAACCU